Molecule: messenger RNA, 2075 nt
Organism: Cyprinus carpio (common carp)
Lineage: Eukaryota; Metazoa; Chordata; Actinopteri; Cypriniformes; Cyprinidae
Source: RefSeq, a predicted model, not a curated record
UCACUAUUUUGAGAGAUUUCUUAAUAGAUCUGUACCUUUUCUUUAAACCAGAUAAAAUGCCUAGAAAGUCACAUUGUAAUAAAUAUUUAGCAGGUAUUUAUUCCCCAUUUAAAACUACAUGCACACAAAUACAGACCAAAAUUGUGAGCAGAUGCUGAGCGUAUAAAGGUUUUUUUUUUUUUUUUUUCAUUUAUAAUGUCUCAAUGAUUCAUGAUGAUAUUGAUAGGCAAGUGCUUUUAAACCAGAUCAUAGAAUUUCAUUCUCGGCAUCAUCAAGAUUCACAAACAAAGGUUAUUGUCAAAGAUAAAAUCUAUCUUGUCUUUGAUGUCAGUAUCUGAUACAGUGCAAAGUUUCGUAUAUCUCCGAACACCAUCAGCAGUGCACUUUCAACCUUUAUUCAUCAAACUCAUUACAUUAAUUAGAUACAUUAUUUUAUUUUAUUUUUAAGUUGGAACUGGUGUUAUAAAAUGGCUUGGCUACAUUUUCCAAAUUAACAAACAGAAAAUUUGUGUCACUUGAAACUGUGCCAAUGUGUGGCGUGUCCUAAUUAAUGGUCAUUCUAGCCUUAGCUUAGAGUUACACGAAGCUGCCUCCCAAACCUAUAACCUUUGUGAAGGGAUGUCAGCUUCACAAGUCACCCUUUCCCUUCACACAGUGGAUCAAAAAUAAGAAGGCUUGAUUUUUGGAUCACUGCACUCCUGACAUUGUUAUUUUAAUGACCUGCAAAUGGAAAACCUAUUUAAAGAGGAUUUGACCCGACCGCCUGUAUCAAGGAACAUGUCUUUUCAAUAUUGCAUUUAAGACUGCAAAUGAAUGAUGGCUGGGAAAGUGGAAAAGGUGUCUAAAUACGAAACUUUAAAGCUUUUGGAAAAGUGCCGGAAGGAAAGAGACGAUGCUUUGCACCGCGAGAAUAUGAUGAGGGAGAAAAUGAGACAAUACGAGUCUCGAAUGAGAUCAACCGAAGCGCUGAAACAGAAAUUAAAGCAAUUGAUUUUGGACAACAAGGAGCUGCGGAAACAAGUGAAGGUCCUGCGGGCUGAAAUUGGUUUAGAGUCCAGUCCUAAAUUUCACGGUAAAACCACCAAGGAUAUAAUCAACGACCUGCACGAGAAGGAGCGCGAGUGCAACUCACUUGUUGAAAAAGCGGGCAAAUUAAGUUUGACGAUUGAUGAACUGACAUCCGAGCUGGCCAACACCGUGACCUCGAAGACUCUGCUGGAGGACCAGGUCCAGUCCCUGCAGCAGAACCUGAAGGACAUGACCAACAACCAGCGGCGUCUCCUGAAGCUCUGGGAGGACAAGAAGGCUCAGCGGGAGCAGCUGUCACUGCCCGCCAUACCGCAGAGACCCGGGCAAAAACCGCUGGUGCAUAAAGGCGUCCAGACGGAGAUGUCCAUCAGUUCAACCCAGAUAUUACCCACCAACGCUUUCGAGACCAAGACCCGCCGAGAGACUGAUAAAAGCAGAACCAGUCUGGAAAGACGCAACAUCACUUUAGCGAAUGGCACUCAUCGAGAGAAAAACGCUUUAAUUCAGAACGAUGCGAAAGGAGUACACAACUGACGAUUAUUAUUUCACGGAAUAGUUUUUUUGUGUGUCUGUCUACGCCUCAUUAUGCUGCUCAAUGCCUAUAAUACUUUAAAAUAAAUGUAUUGUGAUUUUUUAAUAUAUAGGCUAUGUUUAAAUCUUUAAGAAACAACAUGAUCGAAAAUUAAGGAGUUUAUAAUUAUUUAUUACGUAUUGACACAUAUCAGCUUUUUAAGACUGUCGUUUGAUAUAAUGCCCACAAAACAUUGUGUAUAAUGAAAUACGGUUUAACAUUAAAUAUAAAUGUAAUGUAUUCAUUUAUUUACUUAUUUAUUUACUUUUAAUUACUAUAAUUGUGUAAUUAAGUGAUACAUUUACAUGUCAUUACUCCACAAUACAUUUUAAAAAGAACGGCUAUAAAUUUGCGCAGAAUUGACAUUUAUGGAUGGACUAACGUUAUCUCUUUGAAGGGAUAGUUCACCCAAUAAUGUAAAUUCAGUCAACAUUUACUAACAUUUAUAUAAAGUCUCCAAAACUUUAUGACCUUU